GGAGGACAAAGCGUGUUCACAAACAGCUCGUGUGUGGAAAUUGUUUGGUCGAAUUCGCCUAAACCAAUAAUACCCCGAGACACCCUGAACACUUGGGAGACAAAACCAUAUUUCACGGGAGGAAUCUGUUGAAUAACCGCCGCCAUGUUUCUGCAGUUUUACCUCAACGAGAACGGCGAGAGAGUUUAUACACUGAAAAAGGUGGAUCUUCAGGGCCGGCCCACCAGCUCUGCCCACCCGGCUCGUUUCUCUCCUGACGACAAGUUCUCCAGACACCGAGUGACUGUGAAGAAACGCUUCGGAUUACUGAUCACCCAACAGCCCCGACCUGUCCUGUGAAACCCAAAGAACAUUCGCGGACAUUCAUUAAGUGUGUGUGUGUGUGGUGCACGUGAAGUUGGCAUUGAUCAAUUGUUCUUGCUGUACUCCGAUAGCAACAUUACAAAUAUAAACUGGUUCUGUUAAACUUUACUUUUUUUUAACGAAAUGCUUCACUCUGAAUAAAAAGGUCGAUUUGUA
This is a messenger RNA of Ictalurus punctatus (channel catfish), 519 nucleotides long. RefSeq names its product NOP10 ribonucleoprotein homolog (yeast) (gene nop10). Gene Ontology annotation, biological process: ribosome biogenesis; snRNA pseudouridine synthesis; rRNA pseudouridine synthesis. Gene Ontology annotation, cellular component: box H/ACA snoRNP complex; box H/ACA telomerase RNP complex. Gene Ontology annotation, molecular function: telomerase RNA binding; box H/ACA snoRNA binding. NCBI's taxonomy places the organism in Eukaryota, Metazoa, Chordata, Actinopteri, Siluriformes, Ictaluridae. The record is from RefSeq and is marked provisional.